This is a messenger RNA of Colletotrichum spaethianum, 1488 nucleotides long. RefSeq names its product mitochondrial fusion and transport protein ugo1. The transcript is spliced from 2 exons. The record is from RefSeq and is a predicted model, not a curated record. Bases 1 to 1488 code for a protein of 495 amino acids. NCBI's taxonomy places the organism in Eukaryota, Fungi, Ascomycota, Sordariomycetes, Glomerellales, Glomerellaceae.
AUGGCUACUCAUAGAGAAGGGGUCAAUCCCUUGAGACCAUACUACAAACCGCCGACCAUAGGAGAGCCUCCUGACCCGACGUCUGCGUCAUCCGCGCCCAAUCCUUUUGCCCGCCAUGCAGGCAAUGCGACGAGCGAGCGGUACGCGUCAAAGGCACGCGACAUCUUCUCUGACAUCGACUACAAGGACUACAUCAGCGAGCCGUCCCCUUCUGUCGUCCAAACCGUCAAGGACCUCGUUGACGAGCUGCUAUGGAAGUACACAUCGGUAUUGAUGGCCCAGCCGUUCGAGGUUGCAAAGACGGUUUUGCAGGUCCGGAGCCAUGACGACGUAACGUUGGCGGCACCGGCUUCGGCAGCAGCGACGCCCUUGGCGACACCCGUCUCGGAGCGGUUGCAGUCCCAGUACGGGAGUGCGGUAUACAGUGAAGCCGAUUCCGACUCGGAUCUCGAUGAGCCCGCCUACUUCACCUCAAAUGCUCCGAGCACGCCAACUCCGUCGUUUCCCAGGGAGCAUCGAAACCGCCAGUCCCCUUCCCCUAUCCACACGCCGGCUGCGAAGCAGCCCGUGCCGCCUCACCAACUCACCAUUCGGCGGCCCGAUUCGUUGAUGGAAGUUAUUGGCCAGCUCUGGCAAAAGGAAGGCGCCUGGGGUGUGUGGAAGGGAUCGAAUGCGACCUUCCUCUACUCGGUCCUCUCGUCAGUGUUGGAAAACUGGUCGAGAAGUGCCCUGAGUGCACUGUUCAAUGUGCCGGACCUGGGCGUCAAGGAAGAUAUUGACCGACUGAUUGAUAUCGCCUCGCCCUACCCUUGGGCCUCUUUGUGCGUUGCCGCAGCUGCGGCCGUUGCAACGGGCCUCAUUCUCGCACCUCUGGAUCUAGUGCGCACAAGACUACUCGUUACACCCACUUCGAAACAGCCAAGGAGGACAUUGUCGACCCUCCGAGCUCUUCCCUCCUACGUCUGUCCCUCGCUGCUUGUUGUUCCUACCGUCCUUCACUCGCUUAUCCACCCUAUUCUCACACUGUCAACACCACUGGUUCUCCGUACUAGGUUCCUUAUCGACAGUCGGGUGUCGCCCACCACCUUCUCGGUUGCCAAAUUCUGCGCUUCCUCAGUGGCACUCUUCGUCAAGCUCCCGCUGGAGACCGUCCUCCGACGUGGCCAGGUCGCCGUCCUUUCUUCCCCCUCGCAUGUCCGCGCCCUCACAGGCAAAGACCAGAAGAUGGAGACCAUCGUGCCGCCAGGUCGUUACCACGGUGUCAUGGGUACCAUGUUCUACAUCAUGAACGAGGAGGGGUCUCGCGCCAUUGCAACAAAGCCCGCGCCGGCCAAGAAGGGCAAGGCCAAGACCAAGGUCGCAGAAACAGUCCACCGCAAGGGUCAGGGACUGGACGGUCUAUGGCGUGGCUGGAAGGUCAGCUGGUGGGGUCUGGUUGGACUCUGGACAGCGGGCGUUAUCGGCAACAGUGCCGAGGGCGAGUUCUAG